Molecule: messenger RNA, 426 nt
Organism: Acanthoscelides obtectus
Lineage: Eukaryota; Metazoa; Arthropoda; Insecta; Coleoptera; Chrysomelidae
Source: the annotation of a GenBank genome assembly
AGGGACAACAAAAAAUUUAUUGAUACAUAUAGGGACCAUCCUUGGCUUAAGGAAGGUCUGCUGGUCUCUUAACUUUUUCUUAAACAUGUUGAAAAUGACGCGUCGCACUGGAGUCAUCAACCAGUUAGAAAUCCAACGCGCCACUCCAGAACUGUGGGGUUUUGUGUUGAGACGUACGGUUUUGCCAUGUUCGCUCCAAUCGCACGGAGUUGGAGCGCGCUCCAGGAACGAUAUCAGAUUUCUUGUACAAGGUAGUCAGAGGAGAGUCGAUGAUUAGUCAGCAGAGCGCGAGGCGAUAGUCCAGUCGACAUGGUCAUACAUUUGAUAAAUUACUUGCAAGUAUAGUAACAAAUUAGAGCGAGGCUAUUAGAUUAAACUUUAAAAGUAAAAACGGUAAUUACUUUAUAAUGCAAAAGUAUAAAAUAA